Seminavis robusta is the source of this 2943-nucleotide messenger RNA. NCBI's taxonomy places the organism in Eukaryota, Bacillariophyta, Bacillariophyceae, Naviculales, Naviculaceae. The record is from the annotation of a GenBank genome assembly.
CAAAGCCAUACCUCUACCUUCAUACCGAGACUGCAUGAUCCUUAUUUGUUACAACAAGAAGUGCAGCAUCAGUUGAACAUUACUAGCUAGUACUAGUAUUAGUAGUUGGUUUGUUAAGAAAGAUGGAGAAUGACAAGGUGAUGAAGAUGGAGGAGGAAGAGGAAGAAGAACAAGAUCGCAAGCUACCAGCUGUGGAAGACCAUGGGACUAAGAGAGGCAACGAGAAGCUGCCCGUAGGUCCCAGUAGCAGCACUACGUGUGGUACUAGUACGGAAAGAACGGGCAUGGUGGCCGUGGGAGUGACAGUAGCUGCUGAUUCUAUGGUCGUUCCAGCCGUUGCCUCUCUCCCGCAGCGGACAGGUGACCAUGAUACUGGUACCAGUGCCGGUACUACUAGUAGUGCUGCCCUGAUCAAGCAAGACAUGGAAACCUUUGCAGCUGUGACCAAUGCCUUGCCAUCAUACUUGCCUCAGACAAAUCCUCAGACAAAUCCUCAGACAGAGGCAAAAAUGAACAAAAAGCAGCAGUUGAUUCAAGAUGAUUCUGAGCUCAUUCAAUCAUGGGCACAAGCCACUAGCCACAAUGGCACAAGCACAAACACAAACACAAACACUGACACUGCAUCAGCUGUUACUCCCACAGCCAGAGAUAAUUCAAGGCCAGGGGCUUUUCCAGUUGGAAGUUCCUUGUUGGAUCCACAAGCAGCCACAAACAAUAAUCUUGAUCCAACUGACAUGGAAAGGGGGACUCUGCCCGAACAGGAAGAAGACAACAGUGGACUCAUGGAAGCCAAACCAGUCCAAGAAGAAGCAGUCCCCAUUGAACUUCCCACCGCACAAGAAUUUGAUCAGGAACGUCAUAGAGCCACCAAAAGUCGACAGCAACUUGUGCUUGCCAUCAAAGGCAUGGUUGUGGCCAUGGGACUCCUCGUCUUGGUCAUUGUCAUUCCAGUUGUGCUCCUCCGAAAGGACACCAACACUACUACCACCAAUCAGUCUUUGUCAAUGGACGAGGAUCAAUCCACUCCUUCCAACCCUACCGUCAGCACCACCACAACCCCAUCCCCCAAUAAUCGAACACAACUCGAACAGCAAAUGCGGAGUCUGUUGCCACCCGAAACAGUGGAACGGAUCAAUAUAGGAAACACCACGCCACAAGGGCAAGCCUUUCAAUGGCUCGUACAGGAACCACUACCAUCUUAUGCGAAUGAUACAACCACCUUGCCGUACGAUUAUCCUGAUUGGAGACUGGUACAACGAUUCGCCUUGGCCACACUCUAUUCUGCCACCAAUGGACCCAAUUGGUUCAACAAUGAUUUCUGGCUGGAUCAGCAUCAUCCUGAACCUGAUGACAGCAACAGCAAUAGUAGUAAUAGUACUACAGUCCGCCACAAAAGCAGCGAGUGCCACUGGUUCUCACGAUACAGCUUUAACAUUUGGCCCUACGAUCAACCCCAACAAGAGUCUGCUUGUGACGACGACGACAAUCAUGUCUACACCAAGCUAUCUCUGCAUGAAAACAAUCUGCAAGGAGAGUUACCGCCCGAAAUAUACCUCUUGACGUCCUUGACUAGUCUCUCGCUCUAUGCCAAUCCACGAUUGCAAGGAACCAUUUCCACUUGGAUUGGUCAGCUGACAAACUUGCAGCGCUGGUACAUGGCCGGUUUGAAUGGCCUUUCGGGGACCCUUCCCUCGGAAAUUGGAAAGCUCACCAACAUACAAGACAUUAGCUUGAUUCACAAUCGACUCACCGGAACCAUCCCCACCCAUAUUGGGAGACUUGUCAACUUGACCAACUUUUUUGGAGAUGGCAAUCACUUGACGGGGACACUCCCUUUGGAAAUCGGUGGGUUGUCCUCCAGUUUGCGACACUUUUAUUUGUUUGGCAACACAUUGACAGGACCGCUGCCUUCCGAGUUGGGGAAUCUGGCCGUUGUCGAACAGAUUGCCCUGGAUGUCAAUGCCUUUUCGGGGACCCUUCCCACCGAAAUGGGUCGUCUUACCAACCUGGACAUUUUCAAUUUGGGGGAAAAUAACUUUGUGGGACCCAUUCCUAGUGAACUAGGUCUCUUGACGGCCAAACUGGGACAUAUCAAGCUGUUUGACAAUCGGCUAUCGGGGACACUGCCAGUGGAGCUCGCACAACUGUCCUCCACCUUGCAGCAGCUACGAAUACAUCACAACCACUUUUCGGGGACCCUCGCCAGUGAACUGGGGCUCUUGACAAACCUGGAGCGACUCCUCUUACAAAACAAUAGCCUAUCUGGAUCCCUCCCUACAGAGCUAGCAGCAUUGAGCACGGACCUGCUAGUGAUGGAUGUUAGUGGCAAUCCCGGCUUGUCCGGGACUAUUCCAGAUGCUCUGUGUGAUGUUGGGUGGAAUAUCACCUGUCCCUAUUCCUCAUGGGAAUGCAAGCUGUCGUUUGAUUGCUCUGUGGAUCUUUGUGGUUGCGACUGUGCAUGCUAGCAAAAAAAGUGGUAGAGUUCGAAUCAACGAGAAGGCUCCUUCUUAUUCUUAUCGUUCCAGCGUGCCCAUGGGCUGUAGCGCGAAACUAUGUAGAUAACACGAGUUGUACGAUCCGAGCGAUGUAGCCGAUAACUUGCAACGCAACGAUCCCAUGCUCGUGGCUGCUGUUUGAGAGAGAAAAGUUUCCACGGUGCGAACUUCCACGAAGUAGAAAACGGUAGAUUGGACCGCCCGCGAUGACGCAUCGUAUCGAAUGACAGGAUUCCAUCAACAGUUUCGUCGCCCCGACGAACUCUCAUUCUAGUACAUGUGGAACUCUAAGGGUUCCGUGCAACAUUUGACCUACGAUGGCAGCAGCAACAGCGCACUCAAUGAUCUCAAGUGUCGGACGAAUGUCAAGCAAUCAAACCUGUUAAUUAAGUGCAACAUGAAAACUAAGUAACUUUCUAAAGGGUGGUAUUUCUUAAGGACUCGAGGG